Molecule: messenger RNA, 2768 nt
Organism: Tuber aestivum (summer truffle)
Lineage: Eukaryota; Fungi; Ascomycota; Pezizomycetes; Pezizales; Tuberaceae
Source: the annotation of a GenBank genome assembly
AAUUUCUUAUUCAUUCGCUCAUACAUUCAUUCAUGCCAGGAAAGGUUCGGGUUCCUGUACCGUGCACGAAGAUCGCCAACUCGCAGAUUUCGCACACACAACCAGAAAAGACCACCUUUCCCGCAGACCGUCCAUACCAUACAAGUACUGUAGCGCAUCCAUCCAUCCAUACCCUAAAGUACCCAGACUACAGUAUUUCAACCCUUUUUGGAGGGAACGAACCCGUUCCCCCCCUUCACGUUAGAGACGAGCCUUCAUUUCCUUCUCCCGUCAUCAUCUCCAUCUAUUCUUUUUCUUUUUCUUCUUCUUCUUCUCCCUCUUCGCUCACUAUUCUAUUGUACUCGAGUGCUCUAUUGUACUCCCCGCUCCCUCCGUCGCCCUCGCUGCUAGCCAUCUCCCUUCUUUUCGUGCCCCUGCCUGCCCACCUGAUUGCAUUCAGACCCCCCUCCCCCUAGUUCAUGCGAGUUCGUGAUUCGUAAAGGUGGGAAAGAAGGAAGGAGAGAAAAGAAAAGAACCCGCUCCCCCCCCCCACAGAGAUCCUUAAAGAAAGCUAUUGUUGGUGGGUUCACCCACCAUCUAUUUCUCUCCCUUGAGCCCAAGCCUAACCCAACCUAGAGCCUCUUUGCAACCGGACCCCAGCUUUGCAACGGAAUAGUUUCGUGCUCACUCUUCUGUACCUGUACUCUAGUGCUCGGGGCAAGAACAUUCCCCCCAUCUGCGCCUGCCGCGUGGCCCUGGUCUCCUCCUAUUACAUUCCCUUCUAUCCUCAUAUCCCUCUUUGACCGAAUCGACCCAGCUGGGUUGUCAAUCUACGAACCGAAAGCGACGCACCUCACCGACAACUCCAUCGACACCUGUUGGUCUUUUCGCUCAUCGCUCUCUCUCGGCGUCUACACCGACACCAUUCGUUCGUUCUGUUUCCUCAUCUCCCCUUCCCCCCCCCGACGACGACUACAACCGCCGCAACGGCGAGCAAUUCCCUCCCCUUCGGUUCUGGUGAUCGCUCUGGGGGUGCAUAUUCUUAGUCCCUUUACCCGAUCGCCUUUCCUGGACCCUGUUGGCUACAGGCGCACUCUACGGAAUUGAUUUUAGACUAGGCUGUUGGAAUAGAAAUAAACAGCAGAGAUGCUAGUAGAAGAGAAGUGCGCCCCCCAUACACGGCGUGUGGGAGGGAGCUGGUGAACUGAUGGCACGAAUGCGAUGCAGAUAUAUCGGGCUUGCCCUUGCUAUCACCUCGAGUAUGGCCAUAGGUUUGUCAAUACUUCCCUUCCGCCGCUGUCGCCGUUGUGCAUGAUCGCUGAUUCCUUUGUCGAUGCAGGAACGAGCUUCAUAUUAACUAAAAAAGUAGUCGCCCCUGGUGGAGUUUAUUGACUCGCUGCGAAUAUGAACUAAUCUGGCGCCCACCGAGGCUGUGUUUAGGGGCUAAUAGAGACUGCGGAUAGACAUGGCUUUGAAGGGGAAGGCUUCAAGUAUUUGAAGAAUCCUAUAUGGUGGGCAGGGAUGAUAACAAGUAGGAGACCCGCUACACUAUAGGCCCUAAACUCGUACACAGGUUAUUAGGACUAACAUUGGGAUCCCGUUCGACUUGGAAUGUAGUGAUAUUGGGAGAGAUUGCAAACUUCGCUGCAUAUGCCUUUGCCCCCGCUAUUCUGGUGACACCAUUAGGAGCGCUGAGCGUAUUAGUUGGGUAGGUUUAUUCGGGGCCGGGGCGGUGCUUUUUUUGUUCGGAUGGUGCUAUCUAACUUGGAUUGUUUGACGGUCAUAGUGCAGUACUGGGGACACAUUUUCUUCGGGAAGAACUCGGGGUGUUGGGUAAAUUAGGGUGCGCCAUUUGUUUGAUCGGGAGUGUCAUUAUUGUUCUGCAUGCUCCCCCAGAUGAGGACAUUCAGACGAUUGACGAGAUCCUGCACUAUGCGAUUCAACCCGGUAAUUACAGUCUCCUCCGGUAGGCCGCACGUUUCCGGAGCUUAAUCUGACCGGUUUACCCUUCAGGCUUUUUGGCGUAUGUUGCCAUAGUGUCGGUGUUUUCCUCCAUAAUGAUCUACAAAGUGUCCCCCAAGUACGGAAAAAAGAAUCCACUGAUCUACAUUUCGAUCUGCGGGACUGUUGGGUCUUUGACGGUCAUGAGCUCCAAGGCUUUCGGAAUUGCUGUCAAAUUGACAUUUGCGGGGAACAACCAGUUUACGCAUCCAAGCACUUAUGUCUUUAUUAUAGUUGUGGCGGUCUGCAUCCUGACGCAGAUGAACUAUUUCAAUAAGGCGUUGAGUCAGUUUUCGAGCUCAUUGUUGGUUGCCUCUUUCCCGAGACUUCCACAGCGAUAAGACGGUAUGCUAAUGCUUGACAGAGUAACGCCAUUGUACUAUGUUACAUUCACCACAGCAACCUUGAUUGCAUCCUUCAUCCUCUUCAAGGGAUUCAAUACUACUGAUCCUGUCAACACCAUUUCGCUUCUCUGCGGGUUCUUGGUUAUUUUCGGGGGUGUAUACCUGCUCAACCUUUCCCGCUCUGACCCUAAUGGUCAUCGGCUGGCAGCUAAUGGAUCGGCAUCGUACGGCGAAGGGGUGCCCACGGAUGGGAUCACUGGCUUGCAGGUUCGACGAAGCAUGCAGCUGCGACGCUCGGACGUUGGCGGGCCACGGAGCAGUAUUGGAGCCAGGCUGCUGGAGAGGCAUCAGAUGGACGACGAAGCUGCUGUGGGGUUGACCGAUCUGGCGGAGGAUGAGGAUAGUGAUAGCGAUGAUGGCCUGGGAAGACUGCAUAAUCGAUGA